AAGCCUGUUCACAACCUAAAACGUUGGCUCCUAUCCAGCAAGUUGCCAUUAUUCCUCGAUUUGAAAGCGGAACACGAGUUGCAUGAGCGAAGAUAGAAAACCGGCAGCCAACCGCGAUCCCGUUGCGCAGCGGACAUCCUUCUAUGCAAGCUUUCUUCAAUCGGGAGAAGGCGAUUUCUCGCAAUCUGCGGCGAUUGCUAGUGCCACAAUAAAAGCCAAAGGCUUCGAGAAAACUUUACAGGGUGGUGGCUUACCAGCUCAAGGUCACGUUAAUAAAAACCAAGAAAUAAGUGGUAUUAUUGGCGAUGACCAGUUGCCAGAGAAUGUUGCCAUCCCUACAUCACCCACAACACAAAUGCGUGAUAAAGACCCGUCUACUGGACUCUCUGUAGAUGACUCUGCGGGGACAGGUGUGGAUAGUGAUGCUCAAAGUUCCUUUAGAUUACCAACUUCUCCUUUGCGACGAUCCACCGCGUCUUCAAAUGGCUCUUUGGCCAGGCGGAAAAGUAGUCUACAGCAGCGCCCUUCUUGGUAUCACGAUGCGAUAAACAGCGGUUUCUCGGCAGAGCAACUCGAGGACGCCUUGGGAUCGCCUUUAGCUGCCGCUGCGGCUGCUGCAUAUGAAGAUUCUGGUGACGGCUUUGCGGACGAAGAGGUCUUGGAACAGUACCGGAUCAUGGCUCUUCACGAAGCGCACCAGCGGGUUUUACAAAACUUGGGUUUUGAUCCUUUGAAGCGUCCCUCUGAACCAAAAGUCACACCCCGUGCCGACCUCAAACCUAUUGUUUCCUUCCCAAAAUUGAAAAAACCAAACUUGGAUCUUACGGUAAACCAUGGUAUUUUCCAGCCGAGCCUACCCACAAAACCGUUUCCGGAAAAUUUUGAGCGCUUUAUCUUGCAGAGUUGCCACCGCGAGCCAGAAUUUCAGGUCGGUACGGCUACGUCAGCACAACCUACUGCUGGUCAGAUGGGGGUACGGUGCUUGGGUUGUGGGAAAAAUUUGGUGGUUAGUCAACUUGCGACUCUGGUAAGUUGCCCAGAGUGCUCUACCGUUAGCUCGGCAACUUCUACUCGGAGAUAG
Messenger RNA from Phaeodactylum tricornutum CCAP 1055/1, 1081 nucleotides. RefSeq lists its product with no specific name. The coding region runs from base 83 to 1081 and encodes 332 amino acids. NCBI's taxonomy places the organism in Eukaryota, Bacillariophyta, Bacillariophyceae, Surirellales, Neidiaceae. The transcript has a single exon. The record is from RefSeq and is a predicted model, not a curated record.